Molecule: messenger RNA, 2186 nt
Organism: Heterotrigona itama
Lineage: Eukaryota; Metazoa; Arthropoda; Insecta; Hymenoptera; Apidae
Source: the annotation of a GenBank genome assembly
AUGCUGCCACCAGAGGACUGCGAGUACUUAAGUACAUAUUAGAAAACUAUAAAUUUUUCAUGAAAAAUUAACAAAAAAAGAAAAAUAGAAUAAAAGAAUAGUAGGAUUUCCUAAUAUAGUAAAAAAUAAAAAUUAAAAAAAUUUACCUUAAUUACUCUUGAAUGAUGAUUUUAGUCCUUUUAAUCUCUUUUGAACAUGAUUUAACCCCAUUUCCGUUAAUGUUUCAAUUUUCUUCCAUUUCGCUAUUUUUAUCGAGCAAUGCAACGAAUAUGUAUUUCUCACUUCUACUUUUAUAUUUUGUUCUAAAAUUUAAUAUAGUAAAGAAAUAAAAUUGUAUCACACCAUCUUUCCCAUGAAAUUUACUUUUAAAUUUUGAAUUUUUUCUUGUUUUUCUCAAACAACUACUAUUAUGAAUAUCCCAACAGUAAUUUCGCCUUCGUAUAUACUAUAGUACUCGUACUAUAACACUACUAUAGUAUGCUACCAAUCAUAAAAAUAUGAUUUUAAGUUGUAGUAUUUUAAAUUCGAAGAACGUAAAAUAAAUGUACGCUGUGACUGACUGUAGAGAUUAAUCUCUUUAUUUAGUCUCCUUGAAAACAUACAAUUUACAUAUAUUUUAAGUUUGUCAUAAUUGCGUGAGACCCACUUUGAAUAUGAAUAAUUAACUUCUUUGAUAACAAAGUCGUAAAAUGGGGAAAACCUGUUAUACUCACAAUGAUACAUUUUCCUUAUUGACUAGUUGGAUUGAAAGCCAGAAAAACUAAUCGCAAACACUUCUCUGCCAACACAUUUAACACAUUGUAUAUAUUGCUACAUAGGUUUUAUAUUAUCAAUUUUACUAGUUUCUUUUCUUUCUCUGAGAGAGAAAUUUUUAUUUAAAAAUUUCAGAAGUAUAGAUAUAUAUUAUCAUUCAACUACAAUUAAGUAAAAGUUGUUUCCGGAAGCAUGUUUCAAAAAAAUAUCGAGAAGAUAUUCUAGCGAUUACGAUUCGAAUUAUUUGAUAAAGAAGUUACCAAGUUGAUACGUUGUAUGUAACUUGGUAACUUCAAUUAAAUAAAUAUAACGAUCUAUGUCACCUGAUCGAUUGAUAAUUUUCGUAAUUUUAAUCUUUUCAUUCCUAACAAAUAUAGUCAAUGAAGUAUUAAUUACAGGAUACCUGUAAUUUUGAUUCUGUGUUUGAUUAUGUAUCAAAAAUACAGUACUUUAUGAAAAAGUCAAAAAUUAAUUCUUUCUUUACCUAAAAUAUAUAUUCCCGACCGAUUACGAGAAGUUUCUUUUUAUUUAAAAUAAAAGAUUUAAUAAUUAUAUUUAUAGUUAUUAUAAUAAUAAUGAAAUUUUGAAAUUCUACAUGAAUUGAAACAUGAAUUACUAUGCAUAAAGUUAUAUACAUUGUGUACUUACAUAUCCACAUAAAAUAACUUCUUUUUAAGUUUCACGGUUAUUGCAGCACAUCGUUAGAAUCCAGUGAGAGGAUUAAUUCUCUAGUAAUACGGAUAUUCGUUCUCUACAUUCUAUGCCGGAAAUGGUGAUCUCAUUUGAAAAUGUUACUAAUUACAGAGAUAUUUAUCAUAUCAUUCAACUUGUAAUUACAAAUCACCUUAUCUUUGUUUAAAUUUUAUCUUUUUCAUGAUAAAUAACAUGAUCGAAUGCUUUAAUAUACUUUUAAUCGAGUAUCUUGCGCAAAAAUAAUUAAGAAAUUCUUAGCUAAAAUUCUUAAAGUUCUCCAGGAUUUCACAGAAAUUCGUUGCAACUUAUCUUUUCCUAGAAGUAAUACUUUAGUUUAGAAGAACAACAAUUCUUGUUACAAUUAUCUAUGACCAUAGUAAUAAACAACAUGAUAAAUGACACAACAUCAAUCAUUAUUCUAUUCUUAUUAGAGUUGUCCUUGACAUGUAAAGUAUAUGAACUCUACAAAUAAUAUGCAAAUCGUUUGAAAUUUUUCUCCAGUUAAACGAUGAAAAAUCAUGAUAUGUUCAUAAAAAAUGGAGAAUUAUUCUUUUAACGCUUCACGACAAAUCCUUCCAUGAAAAAAAAUAGCAAAAUACUCAAAAAAUAAAUUUGUUACUAUUUGUUAAGAAAUAAUUUUUUUUUUACGAUGCUUCUUUCAUGAAAAAAUAUAUAUAUAUAUAUAUAUUUCAUAUUUAGUUAUUUAGUUAUUAUUGCAUUACACAAUUUACAAUGACUGA